CUCUCGGGCCGGCGCACGGCCGGCGUCUGGGUUGCUUGGUGGCUGCCGCGCGUCCGCGCUCGCUCGUGGUUCUGGUGCCGCGCUGUGCGGCCGCGCGCCUGGUCGGCGGCCAUGUGUUCGCUGGCGGCGGGGAAUGGCCAAGGCGCCGAGCUGGGGCCGGAGCCCCCGGAGCUGUCGGACAGCGGAGACGACGCCGGCUGGGAGGACGAGGAUGCUGAGCCCGCGCACGGCCGGCAGCACACGCCCUGCCUGUUCUGUGACAGGUUGUUCACUUCUGCUGAGGAAACAUUUUCACACUGUAAGUUGGAGCAUCAAUUUAAUAUUGAUAGUAUGGUCCAUAAACAUGGACUUGAAUUUUAUGGAUACAUUAAACUAAUAAAUUUUAUUAGACUUAAGAAUCCUACGGUUGAGUAUAUGAAUUCCAUAUACAGCCCCGUGCCUUGGGAGAAGGAUGAGUACCUGAAGCCAGUGCUGGAAGAUGACCUUUUGCUUCAGUUUGAUGUAGAAGAUCUUUAUGAGCCGGUGUCGACUCCCUUCUCAUACCCCAAUGGACUCAGUGAAAAUACAUCCAUUGUUGAAAAGUUGAAGCACAUGGAGGCGCGGGCACUGUCUGCUGAGGCUGCCCUGGCUCGAGCACGCGAGGAUCUGCAGAAGAUGAAACAAUUUGCUCAGGACUUUGUGAUGAACGUAGAUGUCAGAACCGGCUCCUCCAUGACUGCCAUUGCAGACCUGCAGGAGGAUGAGGAUGGUGUCUACUUCAGCUCCUACGGGCAUUAUGGGAUACAUGAAGAAAUGCUAAAGGACAAAGUCCGCACAGAAAGCUACAGAGAUUUCAUAUACCAAAAUCCGCAUAUCUUCAAAGAUAAGGUCGUUCUGGACGUUGGCUGUGGAACUGGGAUUCUCUCGAUGUUUGCUGCCAAAGCUGGGGCAAAGAAAGUGAUUGCAGUUGACCAGUCUGAAAUCCUCUAUCAGGCUAUGGAUAUCAUAAGACUAAAUAAACUUGAAGAUACCAUUAUACCCAUUAAAGGAAAGAUUGAAGAAGUGAGUCUCCCUGUAGAAAAGGUGGAUGUUAUUAUAUCAGAGUGGAUGGGCUAUUUUCUUCUUUUCGAGUCUAUGUUGGAUUCUGUCCUGUAUGCAAAGAGCAAAUACUUGGCGAAAGGAGGCUCGGUCUACCCUGACAUUUGCACCAUCAGCCUAGUGGCCGUGAGUGAUGUGAGCAAGCACGCUGAUAGAAUUGCCUUCUGGGACGACGUCUAUGGCUUCAACAUGUCCUGCAUGAAGAAGGCAGUUAUUCCAGAAGCUGUUGUGGAAGUUGUAGAUCAUAAGACUCUUAUUUCAGACCCUUGUGAUAUAAAGCAUAUAGAUUGCCACACUACAUGUAUCUCAGACUUGGAGUUUUCUUCAGAUUUUACUCUGAGAACCACAAAGACAGCCAUGUGCACGGCAGUCGCUGGGUACUUUGAUAUAUAUUUUGAGAAGAAUUGCCACAACAGAGUCGUGUUCUCUACGGGCCCUCAGAGCACCAAAACACACUGGAAACAGACAGUGUUUCUGCUGGAAAAGCCGUUUCCGGUGAAAGCAGGUGAAGCCUUGAAAGGAAAGAUCACAAUUCACAAGAAUAAGAAGGAUCCUCGCUCCCUCGUUGUGACCCUGACCUUGAACAGCUCAACUCAGACUUACAGUCUCCAGUGACCAUCUUGGUCUCCAGCUGCUGCAAAACCUGAAGCACACAUGACUCUCUGUCUUUAACAUGGGAUCAGGCCGUCAGUGGGAGGGGCGGACUCCAUAGUGCUGCAGCUCCUGGCUAGUAAGUGUAGAAUAGAGUAGGGAGCUCAGCAGAGGACCGUGCCCUCCUGCUGCUUCUGCUGUGGGACCCUAGUCGUAGAAGCCUGCUUGGCAGAUUAGCUGAAGGGAGCCCUCUCCUGCCAGACUGAGAGUCAUUUAAAUUAUUGGCUUACUAGCCAGGCGGUGGUGGCGCACGCCUUUAAUCCCAGCACUCGGGAGGCAGAGGCAGGUGGAUCUCUGUGAGUUCGAGGCCAGCCUGGUCUACAAGAGCUAGUUCCAGGACAGGCUCUAAAAAAGCUGCAGAGAAACCCUGUCUCGAAAAACCAAAAAAAAAAAAAAAUUAUUGGCUUACUUUUAAAACAGUAGUAAUUCUGGAUUUCUUUUAUAUAUUUGUAAGUUUCUUACUAUAUAUUUUUUUUUAAUAAUGAGCAGGACAAAGCCCUGCUUUGUUGCAGGUUUCAUUUCUGGAAGAACAGUUUUUAGUUGCAUUCUUUGCUGUAAUAUCAGGGUAUCUUAAGACCAGAGAACCAGUGGACAGGACAAAGCAGUGGCUCCUGCAGGUCCUGUUUGCAGAGGCCGAGCCUGUCCUCUCCAGCCACCUGCAGCUCAGCUAUCUCUCCUCAGCGUUCUUGAGCCAUAGAUAGCACUGCCGGGGAUUCUGACCUCAGUGCUUACCCUAGGUGUGAUGGACUCCUCUCAAGGCUGAGAUGGAUAGAUGCCUCUCAAAUGCUGCCUUUCAGACCAGGUCACACGUGCAUCUGCUAAUGUUAGAAAAUCAUGUUAUUUCGGUUGGAAGAAUGAAAAUGCUCAAUAAAAUGUCUAACUAUUGGAGAA
Molecule: messenger RNA, 2619 nt
Organism: Arvicola amphibius (Eurasian water vole)
Lineage: Eukaryota; Metazoa; Chordata; Mammalia; Rodentia; Cricetidae
Gene: Prmt3
Product: protein arginine methyltransferase 3
Exons: 16
Coding region: 112-1692 (526 amino acids)
Biological process (GO): peptidyl-arginine methylation
Cellular component (GO): nucleus
Molecular function (GO): protein-arginine N-methyltransferase activity
Source: RefSeq, a predicted model, not a curated record